GGUACAACUCUUUAUCACCAUGUAGAGAAAAGUGUAGCAGGAAUACCAAAAACUAAGACCAGAGCAGAUAUCACCAAUAGCACCUACUACACCUUUACAUAACCAGACAUAAAAUUGUUUCAUGCUUGACAAAUUAGAAGUUUGACAUACACAGUUUGGUGUAUUUUAAUCCCUGUCUUUGGUAUUCUGUGUGUUUUAAUGAAGGAAAAACGGCAAUGUUUUUAUUUUUUAAAAUCAUGCCAAAGCUCUAACUUUGAUAGUAAAACUACAAUUACAAUUAGUACAAAUUAAUUAAAAUUAAAUCAAUUUUCAGUACAAAUUCUAUGUUGUUGUUUUUGUGUUUACGGGAGAUUAGCCCUCUGUCAGCUGUGGAUAAAAUAAACGGUUUGUGGGCUGGUGGGUAAAAAUAAGCUUCUGGGCUCCAAAAAACUCCAAGAACCUCCAACUCUCUGUGUAAUGUCUACAGUCUGUCGUUGCUGGGAGAUUAUCUAGCUCCAGAUUAAAGGCCCUGACACACCAAGCCAACAGUUGGCCGUCGGUCAAAGUCGGGCCAUCGGUGAGCGUCUGUCGCCCUAGUUUUUGCGGUGUGUCCCGCACCAUCGGCACUGUUGGCACUUCGGCGUUGACGGCUUUUCGGCUGAUUGAGCAUGUUGAAUCGGCGGCAGAGCUUGUCGGUGAGAGAGAUCACUCUGAUUGGCUGUUUAGGUUUUAUUUCCUCACCUUCCUCAGGCUCCACUUCACUCAGCUGCCCGACAGACCCGUUGCUUCUUCCCACUUUACCCUGAAUAACAAACUGGGGCUAGCUGUGAGGCUAGCGGAGCGUUAGCCGCAGCAUGACCGGAGGGAAGCAAAGCCAGUUAGCCUCCGCUAGCCUCCCAGCUAGCCCUGGCUCUCCGUUUGGAUCCAACCGGAGCACCGAGCCCCGGUUUGUUAUUCAGGUUAAAGUGGGAAGAAGCAGCGGGUUUGUCGGACAGCUGAGUGAAGUGGAGCCUGCGGAGGAAACAUCAGGACCGUCUGGAUGUAAUAGUCCGUGGAGGUGCUGCUGUGCUCAGCUGACAGGAUGUAUCACUCUCUCACUCCACUACUUUGUUUAUCUCAUGCAUUCCUCGGACUUCUGGUUUCCCUUUUUGCAUUAUUUCCUCUCACGCAGGCGCAGAACGUACAUGCCACUUGACCGUCGGAUGUAGUCUUUGUAGUGUGUUCAAAUGCAACUGACACAGGGCAACGUGAGGCGAUGUAGACGACGCAACAGUUGGCUUUCGUCGCCGCUAGUUCUUUGAUGUCGGUUUUGUGUGUCCGCACCUUAACACAUUUUAGAAAUGUGUAACACAUACUGUAUGCUCAAAACUAAAAUAACUAAAAUCUGACAAUUAGAUUUUGACACUUGGACACCCUUUAAGAAAGGGCCUUAAAGGAACAGUUCACCCAAAAGUCAAAAAUACCUGAAGUUCUUUUUUUCAGUGGAGAUUGUUUUGGUGUAAGUUGCAGAGUGUUGGAGAUAUCGACCGUAGAGAUGUCUUCCUUCUCUCGAAUAUAAUAGAACUAAAUGGCACUCGGCUUGUGGUGCUCAAAGCCAAAAAAAACAAAACAUAUGGAAAUCUCAACAGCAACAUCUCUUUCCAGAAAUCAUGACCCAGGUACUCAAGAUAAUUCACAGAUCUUGUUGUGAGCAGUUUAAUGUCGGAACUAUUGUCUUUCUAUCAAGCUACACCAUGCGCGUGGUAACAUUGUCGUGGUGCUGCCAUGAAUGACCACCAAACAACAAAAGUGGGUGUUUUUUAACUCGACAUUGGCAGCGUUUACAGCCAUGACUGUGCCACCAAAAGGUUUGCAGAGUGGCAUGGUGCGCCACUGCCAUUGGGAGUACUGUUGCCAUGAAGGGAGGUACUUGGUCUGCAACUGUGUUUGAGUGGGUGAAACAUGUCAGGUGGUAUCAGAACCAAAGGUUUCAGGCAGAACAAUGCACUGGAACAAAAUAAUCAAAGUUAUUCACUUCACCUGUCAGUGGUUUUAAUGUUUUGGCUGAUCGGUGUAUAUCUUUAUUGCUCAUCAUGAGUGGAACUUUGUCUUCGGCUCACCAAACACAGAAGACAACAUUGUAAAAGCAGACAAACAGUGAGUAGAACCAACAAAUAAAGUCAUUACAAAAACACUUAACACAGUAAAUCAGCACAUUGUCUGUCUGUGGUUUAAAACUUAUCAAUCAUUUGGUUAAGUUAAGGAUACUGAUGGCACUCGGGAUGAAGGACUUCUUAAAUACAUUUUUGGUUGCCAGAGGGACUCUGUAGCACCUCCCAGAGCGUAGUGAGAGAGUGUAAAGAGUUGGGUCAAGGGCUUUUGUGUCCUGCCAACUAUUUUACUUGGCAGUGUCACAAUCCUACAGAGUUUAUUCUUAAAUAUACAGUUAAGGUGACCGUACCAGGCAGGAAGGUGAAAACAACAAUGGUUUUGUACACUAAUUUUAAAAUCUGCUGGCUAACACCAAGGCCACUGAGUUUUCUAAGAAGACAGAGUCACUGUGGGCAUUUCGUGAGAAUAUACUCAGUAUUUCCAGAGAAGCUCUCUCUUAAUUCAAGCAUGUUUGAAGAAGCACAGCAGCUCAGUCAUGUCUAUAUGUCCCUUUUGUUCUUUCUGUUCUGCUGUGCAAAAAGAAGAACCAACAUCAUGUUUUUUCCACGUACAGUCAAUACAUUAUUUGCCGUAUAGAGAAGUUAGGGGGCAAGUGAUAAGGAAGUUGAUGGACUGUAAGACGUGUGGGUUUUGAUUUUUACAGUGAGAUAAGGCAGAGGCAACUUCUGUCAAAAAGAGAUGUACACUUCACUGUAAGGAUCUCACAGUAAGAGCAGGGAAAUGGAGAUGGCAAGAUUUGGAACAAUGAUGAGAUUCCUCCUAAGUGUUGGGAUCCUUUUUCAAGGGUGUGAUUCAGAUGUGAAAUGCAGGGAUGACAAAGGAAACGAGGUGGACUGGUAUAUCCUGUACAAGUUGCCCAAUGUGAAUGGUGGUGGUUUGUCCUAUCUGUACAUGGAUGAGAGCACUGACGGAUGGAAAGUGAGCAAAGAGGAAAUCAACAGUAAAUCUGGCACUCUGGCAAACACCCUGAAACCUCUGCUUGACUUCUACGACACAAAGACUGAAGGCUUUGGAUACAUGCUCUAUAGUGAUCAACCUCCUGAACCAUAUGUUGCUCCUCCAUCAUUUGGUCACAGUAAAGGAAUUGUGCUGUUGGACAGACAGACUGGAGUUUGGCUCUCACACAGUACACCAAAAUUCCCAACGUAUCGCAGGAAAGACUUCUGGCCAAGCAGUGGAAAUGCUAACGCUCAAACAUUUAUGUGUGUCACUUUCUCCUAUGAUCAGUUCAAAGAAAUAGGUUUGCAGCUCAAGUACAUCCAUGCUUACUCCUAUGACUCUGAGAUCCCGACAACCUUUCACAGUGAGUUGCAGUGUGUUGCACAGCGGAGCUGCUACCCAAAGACGGAGCCCUGGUUUCGUGUUAAUAGUCUGACAUCGAUGACAGGACAUACAUUUUCCAGCUUUGCAAAAUACACACGUUUUGGGGAUGAUCUUUACUCCGGCCUCAUUGUGAACUAUCUGAAGGAGAAUCUGUAUGUGAAGAGCUGGGGAAAGAUGCAUCGCCCUCUGCCUUCUAACUGCAGCACUAGUAUCCCUCAUCAUGUUUACAAUGUGAAGGAAAUAAAGCUGCUGAAUGGGAAUCCCUUCAGCGAUACUGUAGAUCACUCCAAGUGGUGUGUGACUCCUAAUGGUAGCUGGACCUGCAUAGCUGAUAUGAACAGGGAAGUGAGUCAGAUGAAAAGAGGUGGAGGAGCAAUUUGCACUGACAACAAUGCAGUUUUAAAGGCUUUCACUGCCAUAAUCACAAAGUAUGAUCCGUGUAACAAGGGGAAACGUGCACCACCAAAACCCAAACACCAGCUCAAGUUCCCAGCCACUGUUAGAAGAGCGGGGAAGUCAGCAAACAGAUCCAAACACAAAAAAAUCAUCUCAACAAAAAUAAAACGGGGUCCUAGGACUGGACUCUUCAAGCUGCCGCCUGCUUCACAUGGUCAGCGUUAAACCUCUAUACAUACAUACAUACUGAUCAGCCAAAACAUUGACGUGUGAAGUAAAUAACUUUGGUCAUCUCGUAACGAUGCAGUGUUCUGCUGGGAAACCUUGGGUCCUGGCACUCAUGUGGAUGCCACUUGACAUAUUUUAUAGACAGAGAUUGCUAGGUUACAGUCAGGGAGUGCUGUUGCCAUGAGGGCAUGUACUUUGUCUACAACACCCCAGCAUCAAUGCCAAACACCGUGAAACCGACUUCAGAAAACUAGUGGCAAUGAAAGCCCCCUGCUGAGCCACCUCAUGUCGCCUGUGUCUCGACCAAAAAGUUGCACAUGAACACACCACAAAGGCUUCAGCCAAUGGCCAGUCAGCACAUGCAUUACAUGCUUGCGUAAGAGGAAAUAACUCUCAACACCAGCAGAUGGCGGUCUUCUGUAAUCGUCAUUCAAAGGUAAACUGGAAAACUGUGUUGCUGCUAGUUAGCCAGUUAGCAUAUUCACAACACAAUCCAAUGUCAGAAAGAACAAAGCAUAUUUACCAUGCACCAGAGAACAAAAACAAAUUUGUUUUGACCUCACUUCGUCUUGACUUAAGCUCUUUGUUUACUUUCCUCACUCACGUUUCUCUUCUUGUGCACUGAGCUGAGCUGCCAAUCAGAGGGAUUUCAUUCACCGACAGGCUCUGCAUUUGCUGGUGCCAAUUCAACAUGCUGAACUGGUGUAAAAAAAGCUGACUAGUGCCAACGAU
Epinephelus fuscoguttatus (brown-marbled grouper) is the source of this 4809-nucleotide messenger RNA. Its product is annotated as deoxyribonuclease-2-alpha-like. Lineage: Eukaryota; Metazoa; Chordata; Actinopteri; Perciformes; Serranidae. Gene Ontology annotation, molecular function: deoxyribonuclease II activity. The transcript is spliced from 7 exons. Bases 2851 to 4074 code for a protein of 407 amino acids. The record is from RefSeq and is a predicted model, not a curated record. Gene Ontology annotation, biological process: apoptotic DNA fragmentation.